Molecule: messenger RNA, 719 nt
Organism: Panicum hallii
Lineage: Eukaryota; Viridiplantae; Streptophyta; Magnoliopsida; Poales; Poaceae
Exons: 1
Coding region: 130-567 (145 amino acids)
Source: RefSeq, a predicted model, not a curated record
CUCAUUCUCGCCCCAUCGACCGAUCAAGCCAAAAGCAGCAGACACCUCGAUCGAUCAAACGACACCUCGAAUCGAUCCUUCUCUCUCGCAGAGCCCCAGCGCUCGAUCGUCGGCCGGCGACAUCUCUCGAUGGCGUACAUGCGCGUGACGCACCGCGACGAGGAGGGCAAGAAGGUGACGGAGAAGCUGCCCGUCCCGGAGACGCGCCGCCCGGACACCGCCAAGCACUUCGAGCGCAAGCUGGAGGAGCAGGGCUUCCACCGCAUGGAGCGCCACCCGGCCAACGCGCCCCGCGGCGUCGGCAUCGGCACCCCGCCGCCCAAGUCUGGCCGCGGCGGCAAGUACACCUGGGAGGGACCCGGCGGCCUCGUCGAGGACGAGCUCGACCCGGCGCCGCCCGCCAUCGACCCCAACGACCCAAACUACGAGGAGGAGGACGGGGCCGAGGACGAGGAGGCCAAGGAGGUGGUCGUCGGGGAGGUGGAGGUCGCCAAGGUGGCCGAGGAGAGGGACGGCGUCGCCAGGGUCGACGUCGCGCCGCCCCUGCUCCAGGAACAGCACCAGUAGCUAUAGUUCUAGCGGCUUCUGAGAGCUCAGCUAGCAGCUCAUCCUCAUCCUUGUGGUGUGUCUUUUUUCCCUGUUGACUGUUGAGCUUGGAUGUGAACUGUGUUUUGGUGCACUAAUCAAUCAAUAAUCGAAUGUGAUUAAACCCAGAUUAA